AUGAUAUUUAUUGGAAUACUCGUGACAUUGAUUUCAUCAGCCGGAGCAGAGGAAAUAUCCGAUUGCGACUAUUUCGAUACAGUUGACUUGACGUUCAGCCAACGGUUCGACAAUGGCAGCUAUGAGUACGCGGGAGUUUUGAUACCACCAGAUCAGACUGGCACCUACAACUAUAAAAUAGUCUUCAGGGGCACACGCAGCUCGGUCGCUGAGCAUGUGAGAGGAUGUGUUUGCAAGUUCAAGCCCUGCAUACGAUACUUUUGUCAUCGGCAUCGAUACGACUUGUCUGACGAAAGCAAAUGUGUGAAGGAGCUUAGCAGCUAUGUUGUUCCAAUCACAUUAUCCAACGGCACUGAAAUCUAUACCGAAGUCUUCGAUCAGUUUGUUGUGCAGCCAGGAAUACGCAGCAAAUGUGAUGAUAUCCUGUACGUUAAUAUUUUCUGUGAUGACAGCUGCAAACUGUUCGAGAAUGGAACCAUGUUUAUCUCUGAACCUGUGGAAUAUCUAACAAAGUGGGGCUAUAGCUUACAUCCGAAUGAGACUGUAAGCAAUGGACUUAACUACGGUCUGUGGGGCUAUAAAUGUAUUCAUUAUCAUGGCGUGACUUUCGUUUUGACUUCUUUCGUUUUUUUGCUGCUGACGAUCUUGAUUCACAUAAUCGUGGUUAGAGUUAAGCAUAUUCAUGAUAAGUGCUUCCUCUGCUAUUUGCUGUGUAUCUUAGCGGAUUUCUCUCUGACAUAUGGAUGGAGUGGAGCGGAAAGGGAACAUCUGAAUGAAGUAUAUUAAUAUAUCUUUCUGUUAGCCUAUCUCGCUUUCUUUUUCAAAAUGGCAGUUUACCUCUGGCUGACAGUUCUGGCCUUCGAUCUCUGGCGAAAAUUUGUUUCGCACAGGUUUGAGGUGGGCGACAAUGACGCCAAACGACGAUUCCUUCACUACAAUCUGUUCUCUUGGGGCACUGCUGCUGUCCUAUUAUUGAUCACAAUUAUUAUGGACUCUAUGUUGGAUAAUCUGGAUAUCAGUGUUCAUUUGAAAAUUGGCUAUGCCUAUUACGAUUGCAGUGCGAAAAUGAGCGACUUGUCGUAUGCAAUAUAUUUCCUAGCACCCAUUUCUGUGCUGGUUGUCUGCAAUACAUUAAUGAUCAUUUGGACUGCCAGGGACAUUUACGCGGAGUCUCGCAGAACUAACGAGCAACUGGAACGACUCGGCGCACAGAAUGUCAGGAAUACAAGAAUGCGCUUCGUAAUCUUUUUGCGCUUCUUCACAAUUGCACUCAUGGACUGGCUCCUCGAUCUAUGUGGAACUCUCUACAAUCAGAAACGAGCCUAUUCUCCAUUUCUCUAUUAUUCCAUCAUCUACUAUGGCAACGCAAGGAGCACACUCCUCUUGGCUGUGACUCUGUGCCGCACAGAUGUGAGACACUUGCUGAAACUUUGGUGGCAUAGUCGUUAA
Drosophila navojoa is the source of this 1449-nucleotide messenger RNA. RefSeq names its product putative G protein-coupled receptor Mth-like 11. Gene Ontology annotation, cellular component: plasma membrane. Lineage: Eukaryota; Metazoa; Arthropoda; Insecta; Diptera; Drosophilidae. Gene Ontology annotation, molecular function: G protein-coupled peptide receptor activity. The record is from RefSeq and is a predicted model, not a curated record. Gene Ontology annotation, biological process: cell surface receptor signaling pathway; G protein-coupled receptor signaling pathway.